GAUGGUCCUAGGGAUCGGAUGAAGACGACGGAAUUCCAGAGGAGAGGGACGACCGAGAGCAGCGAGCCAAGGACGGCGGAGAAAACCAGACGGCAACACGAGGAGGAGGAGGAAGAAUGCAGGGAGCGGUGGAAGGGAUUGGGUACCUGGUGGGGACGUGGAGAGGGGAAGGGCGAGGCCUGUAUCCCACCAUCGACUCCUUCGCCUACACGGAGGAGCUCACCUUCUGUCAUCCCGACCCUCGCAAGCCCGUCCUCGCCUACUCCCAGCGGACCUGGAACCCCCUCACCUCCCUCCCCAUGCAUUCCGAGUCCGGCUUCUGGCGCCCCAAGCUCGACGGCUCUCUCGAGGUCGUCCUUGCUCAGAGCACCGGCCUCGUUGAAGUCCAGAAGGGGACCUUCGACGCGGACCACAAAGUCAUCUGCCUUAAGAGUGAUCUCGUGGGCAACGCCUCCAAGGUGAAAGACAUCACUCGAGUGUUCAAGCUGGUCAAUGGGGAAUUGUCUUAUGUUGUUGAAAUGGCCACUGCCAUGACUGGUCUUCAGCCCCACCUUAAGGCUGUGCUCAGAAAAGUUUGAAACCACCAUCUUCUGAUUGUGUGGGCGAAUUCGCAACUGACAUGCCAUUGGAAUGCAUGAACAAAAAUCAGAAUACUCAGGAAUAGAAUAAGAGGUCAGUCUUGUGUCGAAUUUGUUAAGACUUACUGAUGUAUUGUGCUGUAUGCCCAUGGACAAGGAAUUUGAAUUGAGGGUUUAUUUUUAAGCCCUCUAUGCUUUACUUAAUUUUUCACCCCUUUCACUUAUUGACAUA
This is a messenger RNA of Eucalyptus grandis, 810 nucleotides long. Its product is annotated as UPF0678 fatty acid-binding protein-like protein At1g79260. Bases 117 to 578 code for a protein of 153 amino acids. Lineage: Eukaryota; Viridiplantae; Streptophyta; Magnoliopsida; Myrtales; Myrtaceae. The record is from RefSeq and is a predicted model, not a curated record. The transcript has 3 exons.